Molecule: messenger RNA, 2141 nt
Organism: Trifolium pratense (red clover)
Lineage: Eukaryota; Viridiplantae; Streptophyta; Magnoliopsida; Fabales; Fabaceae
Product: lysM domain receptor-like kinase 3
Exons: 12
Coding region: 301-2130 (609 amino acids)
Biological process (GO): innate immune response; protein phosphorylation
Molecular function (GO): ATP binding; transmembrane receptor protein kinase activity
Source: RefSeq, a predicted model, not a curated record
UAUGAUGGACUCUUUCCAAGGUGACGAAUAUGAAUUUAAGGUAAUCUUUCCAUACAUUUUAAAAAGUAACGUGUUGAGUUUAACGGAAGAGUAGGCAUGACAACGGAACGAGGACAGUUUUUUCCUUCCAAAUAUAAAUUUAUAAAUUUAUAAAAUAUGAAUUUAAGGUAAUCUUUCUUUCUUCUUUUCUAAAUCUUCUGUAUUUGUUGUUUUUAGAGUCUUUUAGUUGUGUUCUUCUUAGCACCAUCUCCAUCUUCAACAAACCAAUAUUUGUAUGGUGUUACUAUUACUCUCUAUACAAUGAAACCAAUCAAAUUUAGAUUGUCAUUUCUAUUCUUGAUACUGGUCUCUAAAUGCUUCACUACAGAAUCAAAAUGUAGCAAAACUUGUGACUUCGCUUUAGCUUCCUAUUAUAUGUUGGAAGGUACAAACUUGACAUAUAUUUUGGACAUCAUGAAAUCCAACCUGGUUUCAAAACCUGAAGAUAUUGUGAGCUACAACCCUGACACAAUACCAAAUAAAGAUAGUUACAGGACCGAAUCAAGAGCGAAAAUUCCCUUCCCUUGUGAUUGCAUCAAUGAUAAGUUUCUUGGUCACACAUUUCUCUACCAGUAUCAGCAAAUUGCUGAGUUGACUUUUAGCAAUUUGACUAAUGAGGAGUGGAUGGAGAGAGAAAAUGUUUAUGCAAAAAACUCUAUUCCUAAAUUUGUGAAGGUUAAUGCUACUGUUAACUGUUUCUGUGGGAACAGAAAGGUUUCUAAGGAUUAUGGAUUGUUCAUCACAUAUCCACUUAGAAGUGAGGAUAGUUUGGAGUCUAUUGCAAAGGAUACCGAGAUUGAGGCUGAUUUGUUGCAGAGGUACAACCCUGGUGUGAAUUUCAGCCAAGGGCAUGGUAUUGUUUUUAUUCCAGGGAAAGAUAAAAAUGGAGUUUAUGUUCCCUUUCCGCCUAGCCCUAUAAAAGCAGGUCAUUUAGCUAGAAGUUUAGUUACUGCUGCAAUAUCUAUUGGAGGAAUAUGCAUGCUUCUGUUAUUAUCAAUUUGUAUAUAUGUUAAGAAGAAUAUAGAGAAGUCUAAAUUGACACCAGAAGAUUCAACGGCACCUUCAACUAAAGAUGGCACAUCUGAUAAAGAUUCCAAUGCUGAUACUGGAUCCAAAUUUAUUGUGGUGGACAAAUCACCUGAGUUUUCGUACGAAGAUUUGGCCAAUGCUACAAAUAACUUCAGUUUGGCUAACAAAAUUGGUCAAGGUGGUUUUGGAGAGGUCUACUAUGGUGAGCUGAAAGGAAAGAAAACUGCAAUAAAAAAGAUGACGAUGCUAGCUACAAGAGAAUUUCUUGCAGAAAUGAAAGUCUUAACAAGCGUUCAUCACCGCAAUCUGGUACGCUUGAUUGGAUAUUGUAUUGAGGGAUCUCUAUUCCUUGUGUACGAAUACAUGGACAAUGGAAACUUAAGCCAACAUCUACAUAAUUCAGAGAAAGAACCUAUGACAUGGUCUACCAGAUUACAAAUUGCUCUGGAUGUAGCGAGAGGCCUCGAGUAUAUUCAUGAUCAUUCAGUGCCUGUAUACAUCCAUCGCGACAUUAAAUCAGAUAAUAUUUUAUUAAAUGGAAACUUCAAUGGGAAGAUUGCUGAUUUUGGAAUGACCAAACUGACUGAUGUUGCAAGUUCAAUUGAUAACACUGAUCAUGUCGCUGGCACAUUUGGUUACAUGCCGCCUGAAAAUGCAUACGGACAUAUUUCUCGCAAGAUAGAUGUAUACGCUUUUGGAGUUGUUCUAUACGAACUAAUUUCUGCUAAAGCAGCUGUGGUCAAAAUUGAUAAACCUACUACUGAGUUCAAGAGCCUUGAGAUUAAGACCAAUGAAUCUAUUGAUGAAUACAAGAGCCUUGUAGCUUUGUUUGAUGAAGUUAUUGAUCAAGAGGGAGAUCCUAUAGAAGAAGGUCUAAGAAAACUAGUUGAUCCAAGGCUAGGAGAUAACUAUUCAAUUGAUUCCAUUAACAAGAUGGCACAGCUUGCCAAGACUUGCAUAAACCGAGACCCGAAACGACGUCCAAGAAUGGGAGAUGUUGUGGUUUCUCUUAUGAAACUAAAUUCUACUAUUGAUGGUGGAAGUACAAUAGUGCAGCAUUGAGUCUGACUAAA